Molecule: messenger RNA, 1641 nt
Organism: Diospyros lotus (date-plum)
Lineage: Eukaryota; Viridiplantae; Streptophyta; Magnoliopsida; Ericales; Ebenaceae
Exons: 6
Coding region: 316-1281 (321 amino acids)
Source: RefSeq, a predicted model, not a curated record
AAAAAAAAAAAAAGUUGAUUUAAAAAAUAAAAAUCGUCGGUGAAAUGGCGGCGGCGGACAGAAAGAGGUCCGGGCGGAAAACAGGGAGGGCAUCGGCGGCGGCGAGGAGAGAACGAGAAGCUGCGGUGGUUUCUGUAUAAAGUUACAGAACGAAGGGGGAGGAGGGGGAAAAAUUGCACCGGCGUUACUGUGUCGGAGCCAAAACGGCGUUGUUGUCUUCGUGGCAUUGAGCAAACCUGCUAAACCGUAGAUCCAGCCAAAUCUGUACCAGAUUCAGAGAGAGAGAGAGAGAGAGAGAGAGAGAGAAGGAAGAAGAUGAUGAAGAAGAGAGUGUUAGUGAUUGGAGGAAGCGGUUACUUGGGCCAGCAUCUUCUGCAAUCCCUUUCGCAGAUAGAAGAUCCGGCCCUUUCGUUCGACAUAGCUUUCACCCACCACUCUUCUCCUCCUCCACAGCCCUUGCUCACCGCCAUUCCCCAGGCGCUCGCUUUCCCCCUUGAUUUACGCUCCGGGCAUGGCCUCGACUCUGUCUCCCAAGCAUUUGGCCAGCCUGACGUGGUGGUCAAUUGUGCUGCUCUCUCAGUUCCUCGUGCUUGUGAAACAGAUCCUGCAGCUGCCAUGUCCAUUAACGUGCCUUCUGCUCUUGUGAAGUGGUUAUCGUCUUUCAGAGAGAAUAAUACUCUUCUGAUUCAUCUAUCAACUGAUCAAGUUUAUGAAGGGGUAAAGUCUUUCUACAAGGAAGAGGACGAGACUAUCCCUGUGAAUGUUUAUGGGAAAUCUAAAGUUGCAGCAGAGCAGUUCAUCUGCACAAACUGCUUCAACUUUGCCAUCUUGAGAAGCAGUAUUAUCUAUGGGCCACAGACUAUCUCCCCUGUUCCAAAGUCCCUGCCAAUUCAGUGGAUGGAUGGUGUCCUAGGCAGAGGAGAUUCAGUGGAGUUCUUUCAUGAUGAGUUUCGUUGCCCAGUCUAUGUCAAGGAUGUUGUUACCAUCAUAAAAAAACUGAUUAACGUGUGGAUCUCAGAAGGAAAACAAAUGCAAUUGUUCCUAAAUGUGGGUGGACCAGACAGGGUAUCGCGUGUUCACAUGGCCGAAGCUGUGGCACAUAUUAGAGGUUACAACACCUCGUUGAUUAAACCAGUAUCUGCAUCAUCGAUUGAUCGCGGUGUUGAGUCCCCGGCUGACAUAUCCAUGGACAUCACUAAACUGAUGCGAACGCUGGAUUUUUCUCCCACUCCAUUCAUAGAUGGAGUCAGAGCGACGCUUGCAGCUGCAGCUGGUUCUUGAUGUUCCAGAGAUGCAGUUUUUGCCUGUCUGAUUGUAUCUCAAUUUCAUUUGAUCAGGUGCUGCCUGGUGUGGCUGGUGCAUGAUCUUCAAUGGCAGCCAUUGAUAUGUUUGUUGAAGAUGAUAUGAAGGCCAACAACAGGUCCGGAGAAUUGAACAAAGUAAAUCAUUAGAAUUAGUUUUCAAUGGCUCGCUGUAAAACCCAUUUGCUUUGCCUUUUAGGUUCCGUUUGUUUGGCCGAAAGUAUUUUCUUUAGGGAGAACAUUUUUCUGGAAAACAAUUUGCUGAAAAGUGUUUUUCUGAAGUGUAUUUUUUGUUGUUUGGAUGUGAAUUGAAAAUAUUGUUGAAAAACCAUUUUCGGUA